AUGGAAACUUUUGAAAAGAAAUAUAAUUUUAGGAGUUAUACUAAAGGAAUCCGCCCAAUUCAGAAUUUGAUUCUACAACGGGUUCAUGAGGUUCGUACCUUUGAGAAUGGCAUGGCGACUUUUACUGUGAAGGAUAAGCCUGCAUCAUCGAUGUUUAGAAGUAAUAGGCCUUAUCAUGCCUACAAGAAGGAAAGCAUGGAAGUUAGCGAUUGUGAAUUUCCUCUGAAACAGCAUAUAAAACAACAUAUUGAAAACUGUCCCGUACAAGUGCUUAAGGAUGUCAAGGCAAACUCUCUUGGUGUACCUGUUGUUGUACCUAUUGUUAAUGGAAAAUUCAUUAUGCAAAAAAAAAAACCGACAAGAAAGGAUGAUGUUGCCUGA
Molecule: messenger RNA, 381 nt
Organism: Phycomyces blakesleeanus NRRL 1555(-)
Lineage: Eukaryota; Fungi; Mucoromycota; Mucoromycetes; Mucorales; Phycomycetaceae
Exons: 5
Coding region: 1-381 (126 amino acids)
Source: RefSeq, a predicted model, not a curated record